GGAACUUUUUCCUUUUUGUACUAAAAAGGAACAAAAUUGAGUAUUUUUAUUGAGUUUGGUUGUAUGUUUGAGUAUCUUCUGCUCUGUUGUCUGAUGUUUUCAGGCUCUCAGGAUGAUGAUGGGACUGGGUUUGGUCUUCAUUUAUAAAGGCAACAUGACUGUAAACGGUUUAGUGCUGCCCCAGGGUGAAUCUCUCUUUCAGAACGGUAUGAUGAGCUGUUUGCCGUCUUGUCUUCUGUCAGAUAACUGAAGCCAUAAGUCAUGUCAAAUGAAACUCUUCUGCUUGUGUGUCCUCAGGAGUCAGCGUUCACUGGCUGGGUGAUUUUGUUUUUGUGGAGAGCAGUUUGGGCGUCAGAUUGAAAUUCGACAUGGAGAACACCGUCUAUUUGACGGUUACCGCUGAACACCAGACGGCCACUAGAGGGCUCUGUGGGGUAUUCAACAACAACCCAGACGGUAUGAAUGUUUGAGUAAAACACCCAAGCUACAUAACACACACAGCACAGUCUAUGUUCAAUCUGCUCAAGAGGAGAAAAAAUAUGUAUAGUUACCCACAAUCCUCAGCGUUUUUAUGUUGUAUCUGUUGUUUUAUUCCCCUUUUUUUCACGCAAUCUCUUGUGGUGUUUUAUCUUAUAUUUCACAGAUGACUUCACCGCCAGCGCUGGAAGUGUUUCGCAGUACGCCGCCAGCUUUGGAAACUCAUGGCGUGUUCAGGAUCAGCAGUCUCAGGUACCUGUCUGUUCAGUACCACUUAUAGUUUGUUUAAAGUUAGUGUGACUGUUGAAAAGCAUUCUGGGUAAUAUGAUCUUAUCUCUCUCCUGCAGGUGUGUAAUGAUGCCGCUGAGUUGGGUCACAGCUGUGAUGUCACCCCUGACGUUACUCUCCGUCGUAACGCAGAAACUGUUUGUCAUCGGCUGAAAGAAUCUCCGUUCACACACUGUCAUCAGCAGGUCAACUAAAAUAACUUUAAUUGAACUUUAUAAAUGAAGUUGAACCGUAUAGUUAACACAUCGUUCCACCUCUGUCUGCGCAGGUGGAUCCUGGUCCGUAUAUAGACACGUGUCUGUAUCUAUACUGCAGUCUGAGCACGAGCGAGAGGGAUGUGGCCGUCUGUGACACAUUAGCCGGCUACGUGCGCGAAUGUGCGCAGCAACACGUCAUUAUUAACUGGAGGAAGACGGGGUUUUGUGGUACGUUGUCAUUCUUUGGCUUUAUCCAAAAUAAGGAUGCGUUGUUAAAACUGUGACACGCGAAACAUGAAUGUCAGGUUGUGCGAAAGAUUCCUUAUGAUUUUGUGCUGCGAUUAGUCAUAACUGUGGUUUUGGCCCACAGAGCGCACGUGUCCCAACGGUCAGGUGUUUUCCGACUGCGUGUCCUCGUGUCCCCCCAGCUGUUCGUCUCGUCUCCCCCCCGCGCCGGGUCAGUGCAGGGACGAGUGUGUCGGUGGGUGUGAGUGUCCUCAGGGUCUCUACCUGCACGCCGGUCAGUGCUGGAGACGAGACGACUGUCCGUGCUUCUACAGACGCCGCACGUACGGCACCGGAGACACCAUCACUCAGAAGUGCAACACAUGGUGGGUAAACACGAUUGGUCGUGAUGUCACAGGGGACAUUCGAUGAAAAUUCAGCCGUCAUCACAAAUUAUGAUGUGAUGUUCAUUUGAUAUGCAGUUCUACUGUUGUUGUUUGUUUUUGUGUAGCGUGUGUCGAGCGGGUCAGUGGGAAUGCUCUGGAGAGAGAUGUGAAGCUCAGUGUACUGUGACCGGUGGGAUGCACAUCACCACAUUUGAUCAGAAGAGAUACGACCUGCAGGGCGGCCACUGCCGCUUCACCGCUAUAGAGGUGAUCAACACCGUGUCACAUCAUGUGUGGAUAAAGUGUGUGUUUGAGUGUCAAUGUUUCUCCAUGUUUGUGUUUCUGUUGUUUUGUGAAUCUUUCUGUGCGUUUGCAGGAUUUUGUGGAUAAGAAACUGUCUGUGAGCAUCAGUGGAGGAUCAUGUGCAGGUGGAGGAGCUGAUGGUUGUCUGAGAGAACUGAUGGUCACAGCGCUUCAUACAACAGUGAUCAUUACAGACACAGGUCAUCCAUCCAUCCCUUCGUUACCCACCCACCUGCAAUUCAUCCAUCCAUCCGUCUAUCAUCAAUCUCUUCAUUACCAUCCACCUUUCCAUCUCUUAUAUCUUUACCAUUAAUUAAUUAAUUCAUCCCAUUCAUCCAUUAUCAGACUAUCCUUUUAUCAUCCCUUAUUCACAACCUUAAUACAUCCCUUCAUUUCAUAUCCAUGCAUUUAUCAUUCAUCUCAUCAUCUGCUCUGCACCCUUCAUCACUAUUUAGUUUUCUGUCUUUCCAACUCUGUUUUAUCCAUCCCUUUAACUACCAUCCCUCUCUCUCUCUCUCCAUCUAGUUUUCAUUCUUUUCUCGUCUAUCUGUUCAUCUAUAUCUCCAUCCAUUCCUCUAUGCAUUCAUCAAAACCCUCCCCGCAUCCAUCUUUAUCCAUCGUUUCAUAAUCCAUCCAUCAUCCAUUCCUUUCUCUUUUUCCAUCCAUCCAUUUAUUCAUCAGUCACCCCAUCUAUUGGUCCAUCACAUCCUUUUCUUCCUCUCCAUCGUUCCUCUAUCAUCCAUCUAUCCAUUCAUCCUUCUUUCAUUGUCAUCAUCUCUAUCAUUCUUGUUUUUCUCCAUUCAACACUUCUUUCAUCCUUCAGUGCAUUCAUGAUUUAUUGUGUUUCUCUCUCUGUAAUGACGUUUUCUCUCAGGUUCAGUGAUGGUGAACGGUCAGAGGGAGAUGUUGCCGCUCAUAACAGGAGAUCUGAUGGUCAGAAAAGCGUCCUCUAGUUUUCUUGUCAUCCAGGCGUUUGGAGCUCAGUUGAUGUGGUAUCUGGACGGUUCUCUUCUCUUCAUCACCCUACAACCUGGGUUUGCUCAUAAGGUUCUUGCUAGACACCACAAAACAGCAUUUUCAGUGAAAUAGAAAAAGAAUGUAAGAGAAUAUAUUGAUGUUGAAUCCUUGCGGUAGGUUCGAGGGUUAUGCGGCACUCUGACGUGGACUCAACACGAUGACUUCACCACACGUGAAGGCGAUGUGGAAAACGGCGUUACCUCCUUUGCCACCAAGUUCAGCACAGAGUCGUGCCCUCUGCCCUCAUCCAUGACCUCUGACCCCUGUGGGACAUACACCCAGCGCAGACAGUAUGCAGAGAGCAUGUGCUCUGUCAUCCACAGUGCGGCGUUUCAGGUGAGCGUCCUGUGACGUGUUGAGUUCAGACUCUUCAACUCAUUACAUCUGAACGUCACCGUGUCCUCGGUCUUACAGGCGUGUCAUGAUGUGGUGGACAGAGAGUCGUACCUGCGUCUGUGUCUGGGUGAGGUGUGCAGCUGUGGCCCUCUGAAAUCCUGCCAGUGCACCGUCCUCGCCGCCUAUGCCAGACACUGUGCCCAAGAGGGGGCGCUGGUGAGCUGGAGAAAUCGCACCUUCUGCUGUAAGAAAUGCUAUAACCGUAAUCUAUUUCUUUCCUAUUAAGGCCAUUUCUUUAUCUGGUACACAUGAAGCUCACUAGGUUGUUUCCUCUCUCGUGCCAGCGGUGCAUUGUUCCGGAGGUCAGGUGUAUCAGGAAUGCGGGCGUCCGUGUGGAGCUUCAUGUUCUGAUCUUUGGCGGGGCUGGAGCUGUGAGGAGGGCAUCAGGAGCUGCGUGCCAGGCUGUCAGUGCCCAGAGGGACUGGCACAGGACGACGAGGGUCAGUGUGUGCCCGUCAGCAUGUGUCCCUGCAUGCAUGGAGACAAACUUCACCCCGCUGGAAGUACCAUACAGAAGAACUGCAACAGCUGCGUGUGCACGCGUGGCGUGUGGAUGUGCACAGAUGAAUCCUGUCCUGAGGUCAGUCAGUGUCCAGGCUCUCUUAUCUUCUCUCCUCACUCGUGUUUGAGAACAUGUUCUGGUCCACAUUCUUCUCUGGACGUCUGCACUGAACCCGUCCACGGCUGUGUCUGUCCUGAAGGGACUGUUCUGCUGGAUGAUAAUCAGUGUGUAACACCAGAUGAAUGUCCGUGUCAUCACAACGGCAAACUGUAUUUCACCAAUGACACCAUCUCCAAAGACUGCAACACAUGUGUCUGUCGCGGUCAGCGUUGGCACUGCGGUCAGCUCUUAUGUGCAGGUACCUGCGUGGCCACAGGUGACCCUCAUUACAUCACUUUUGAUGGGCGGUACUUCUCGUUCCUGGGCGACUGUGAGUAUGUGCUGGCCCAGGAGACGAGGGGACUUUUCGGUGUGACCGCUGAGAACGUGCCCUGCGGGAGCACAGGGGUCACCUGCACCAAAUCUGUCACCCUGACCGUGGGCAAUACCGCCAUACACCUGCUGAGAGGUAAAGCUGUUACUGUCAAUGGCAUUUCUGUUACUCUCCCAAAAUCAUAUUCUGGCAAUGGAUUGAUUCUGGAGCGGGUCGGGAUGUUUGUGUCCCUCACCUCUCGUCUCGGGGUCUCACUGCUCUGGGAUGGAGGUAUGCGUGUUUACGUGCGACUGAUGCCUCACCUGCGUGGUCGAGUGGGAGGAUUGUGUGGGAACUUUGAUGGAGACGCUGAGAACGACUUCACUACGAGACAAGGAAUCAUGGAAUCAACUCCAGAACUGUUUGGAAACUCGUGGAAGGUCAGUCCUUCCUGUCCCGAUGUCACGGACCAGGACCUCCGGGACCCCUGCAUCAUCAACCCUCACAGGGUGACAUGGGCGAAGAAAAAGUGUGCCGUGAUUGGUCAGGAGAUCUUCAGCCUGUGUCACGCUGAGGUGCCGUUCCAGAAGUACUACGACUGGUGUGUUUUUGACGCCUGCGGUUGUGAUUCAGGUGGUGAUUGUGAGUGUCUGUGUACGGCCAUCGCUGCGUACGCUGAGGAGUGUAACCGCAGAGGAGUGUACAUACGCUGGAGGUCACAGGAACUCUGCCCUCUUCAGUGCGAGAAUGGUUUGGUGUACGAGGCGUGCGGUCCUGCCUGUUCUCCUGAAUGUCCCAGUGCUCCUUCAAACCCUGAAACUCUAUGUAGUGCCCUGUCCUGUGUGGAGGGAUGCUUCUGUCCUCACGGCACCGUACGGCACGGUGACGGUUGUAUCUCAGUGUCUCAGUGUCCGUGCCAGUGGGACGGAUCUUUGUAUCCUGCAGGAGCGUCUGUUGUUCAACACUGUCAGAACUGCUCAUGUUCUGACGGCUCGUGGCAUUGUGUCGGAUCUCCAUGUUCUCCUCCGUCACCCUGUGAGGAUUCAGAGUAUCUCUGUCCGGGCGGAUCUAAGCGCUGUAUUCCGUCUCUCUGGCUCUGUGAUAAUGAAGACGACUGCGGUGAUGGUUCUGAUGAGAUCUGUCCUGCCACGUGUGCUCCGGGUCACUUUCGCUGCUCCGGAGGCGCCUGUUUACCGCUGGAGCUCAGGUGUAACGGACACCCCGACUGCGCCGACCAAUCAGAUGAGGACUUCUGUGCGCCUGCCUCACCAGUACCUGUCUGUCCUGCCGGAGAGUUCAUGUGCUCAAACGGACGCUGUCUGCCUGUCAGGAAAGUCUGUGACGGGAAGCUGGAUUGUGGAUUUGCGGAUGAUUCUGAUGAGCACGACUGUGGCGUGCUGUGCAGACAGGAUGAGUUUCGUUGUUCGUUGGGUCGCUGUGUGCUUUAUCUUCACCGCUGUGACGGUCAUGAUGACUGUGGAGACUACAGCGAUGAGAGAGGAUGUGUGUGUGCUCCCGGAGAGUUCCAGUGUCCUGGAGAUCAGUGUGUACCUGCAGACAGAGUGUGUGACGGACACAGAGACUGUCCAUCCGGCAUCGAUGAGCUCAUCUGUCCCUUUAAAGGGUGCAGUCAGUUUGAGUUCGGGUGUACGAGCGGACAGUGCGUCCCUCUGGCCUGGCGCUGUGAUGGUGAGACAGACUGUCUGGACGGGACGGAUGAGAAACGCUGUUCCCGCACCUGUCAGCUCGACCAGUUCCUCUGUCAUACUGGUGACCAGUGUAUCCAACACCAGCAGCUGUGUGACGGCACGCCGGACUGUAAAGACGCGUCAGACGAGAGCAUGGACAACUGCGGCUCCACACGGAUUCCUCCGUGUCCAGGCAGCUUCUCGUGUGAUAACCGCACGUGUGUCAAUGUUUCACGUGUGUGUAACGGGAUCCCCGACUGCCCGAGAGGAGAGGACGAGAUAUUGUGUGAUAAACUCAGUCCCUCCAGAGCGCCUCCUACUGAUGGAAACACCAGUGCAGUCUGUCCAGAGUUCACCUGUGAGGACGGAUCAUGUGUUCCCUUCAGUGCGUUGUGUAACGGUAUAGCAGACUGUCCCUCAGACGAGCAGGGUUGUGGUGCCUGGGGGUCUUGGGGUCCGUGGAGUUCCUGCAGCAGUAGUUGUGGAGCCGGCAUCAUGAGCCGACAGAGACGCUGUGCUCCAGAGGAUUCAGACGUGAGCUGUAGGGGUGAGAGCGUUCAGAGACAGCAGUGUUACUCCACCGCCUGUCCAGUUGAUGGUUACUGGUUGCCGUGGGUGACGUGGUCAAACUGCAGUGCGGGUUGUGAGGGGGUGGAGCUGCGUCAGAGAGAGUGUUUUCCCCCGCAGAACGGAGGAAGAACCUGCGCAGAACUCCCCGGAGAAACCAACCUGACUACUGACAUCAGGCCCUGUCCUCCGAACGGCUGUGUUAACGUCUCGUGUCCCGCGGGUCUCGUCAGACACACCUGUGCAUCGUGCCCUUUGACCUGUGCUCACGUCUCCGGGGCAACGACGUGUGACCCCAACUCCAAGUGUUUCACAGGUUGCUGGUGUGCUGAUGGGAGGGUCAUGAAUCACGAGGGUCAGUGUGUCCUGCCGGACGAAUGCGUGUGUGAGGUGUCUGGGGUCAGAUAUUGGCCAGGUCAGCAGGUUAAAGUGGGCUGUGACAUCUGUGUGUGUGAGAGAGGCCGAGCUCAGCGCUGUCAACCCAACCAUGAGUGUUCUGUACACUGUGGCUGGUCAUCGUGGUCGUCGUGGGGUGAGUGUUUAGGUCCGUGUGGAGUUCAGAGUGUGCAGUGGUCUUUCCGGAGUCCAAACAACCCAUCCAAACACGGCAAUGGCCGACAGUGCCGUGGGAUAUACCGCAAGGCCAGACGGUGUCAGACGGAGGCGUGCAGUGAGUGUGAGGAUGAGGGUCACACACAUGCGGUGGGUGAGCGAUGGAGAGGGAGUCACUGUCAGUUGUGUCACUGUUUGCCUAACCUGACGGUGCGGUGCGCCCCCUACUGCCCAUACACUGCCACUGGAUGCCCACAGGGUCAGACUUUGAUUCCGGCUGAAGAAGAUCAAUGUUGUCGAUGUGAAGAUAAAGGAAAUGGUACCACUAUCUUGGCAACUACCCCAGCAGCCCUUCCAAUAACAGUUGAGGUCUCUACACCAGCAGACGGGCCCCCAUCUGUACCAACAUACCCUCUACCACCUGGAGAUGAGUGCUGGUCAGCUCUGGGGAUUCACUCGCUCCCCGUCGCCAGUUUCAGCGCGUCGUCCCACCAGCUGGGUCAUCCUCCUUCAGCGGGACGCCUGCACGCACGGGACCCCCACAGCGACCUGCAGGGCUGGAGUCCAGAACCGGAGCAGUACAGAGACCUCUCACCCGGCGCUCCUGAGGGUCACGGGAUCACCACACACGCUCCCUAUCUCCAGAUGGACAUGCUGAGACCCUACAAUAUCACAGGUGUGUUGACUCAGGGUGGAGGUGUGUUUGACACUUUUGUGUCCAGCUUCUAUCUUCAGUUCAGCAGUGAUGGACAUCAGUGGUACAUGUACAAAGAGCUCAUCACAGACGCCAGACCCAAAGCUAAGGUGUUUCUGGGUAACAGUGAUGAUCACGGUGUCGCUCUGGCCCGGUUGGACAGGAUGGUGUCAGCACGGUUUGUUCGGAUUUUGCCUCAUGACUUUCAGAACGGGAUCUAUCUGAGAGUUGAGCUCAUGGGCUGCACUGAGGAGCAUCACUGGUCCACUCGCGCACCUCCUCUGACCGUCUCUCCUCCCCUGCGUCCCUGUAGAGAGAGAGAGUUUCGGUGUGGGAACGGGCGCUGUGUUCCCGCAGGUCAUCAGGGGGUGCUGUGUGAUGGGCGUGAUGACUGUGGAGAUGCUACAGAUGAACUGAACUGUGGUACACGUCCAACUCCAACCGUCUGCCCGUCAGGUCAGUUCUCUUGUUCUCCACCAGAUGGCUGUAUUGAGUCAGUGCAGCGGUGUGAUGGAGUUCCACAGUGUCCAGAUGGUGCUGAUGAGAGAGACUGUACACACAUAAAUAUAACUCACAUCACCCCUACAGCCGCCCCUCUCAGGACGCCCAGCAAGACGCAUGUAACCACACCCAAACCUCUCACCACCACAGAAGCCGGACCAGGUGCAAAAGGGAUCUGCGCCUCUGCUCUUGGAUUGGAGGAAGGGCGUGUCCAUUACGGUCAGCUGACCUCGUCGUCCUACAGAGAGAAUAACCCUGCAGACGCCGGCCGCCUCAAUGUUGCUCCUAACGUGAUGAUCAUGGAGCCCGGGUGGAGUCCGUUGCCCGGUGACCCUCAUCCCUUCUUCCAGGUGGAUUUUCUGGAGCCCACAUGGAUAUCUGGUGUUGUGACGCAGGGCAGCGAGCGCAUGUGGGGUUACCUCACCAAAUACAGACUUGCUUUUGCUUUAGAGGACAACCAUUUCACAAACUUCACAGAGACCGGAGAGAGAGGAUCCCCUCUGAAGAUGUUUGAGGUGAGGAUGGUCGGACACACACCCGUCACACGCUGGUUGGAUAGAUUGGUAAAAGCACGAUUCCUCCGGAUCAUUCCUGUAGAAUUUAGAAACACUUUCUACCUGCGGGUCGAGGUCUUGGGCUGCAGAGGAGAUGAGUUGGUCACACCCGGAAGGGAAGUGUCCACGGUGACACCCGGUGUACCAGGGUUACAGAAUCGCACCGGACCGACCGGAAGUCCCGGUCACUAUGACCACACCUCCGGACCUCCAGGGCUUCACACUAAAAGUCCUCAGGAUGGCAGUCCUGGUGUAGCUCCACCCACCCGCAUCACAACAGCGCCACCUGUCGUCGGUCCAACAGGAGUGCCAGGUCUCUGGGACACACCGACACCUCCUGAUGAUGAAUUACCCAGAGUCCUGUGCGUCGAGGGCCAGUUUGUCUGCCGGAGUUUUGGUUGUGUGGAAGCUGCGCUGGUGUGUGAUGGACGCAAAGAUUGUGCCGAUGGCUCAGAUGAGGAGCGCUGUGGGGCCGUCACACCCGUUCCUUCACCCAUAACGCCCACCCAGCGACCCCAGGUGCCCAGACCCUGCUCGGUCAAGCAGUUCAGCUGCUGGAGCGGUGAGUGUGUGAGUUUGGGGAGGCGCUGUGAUCUCCGCAGAGACUGUGCCGAUGGAUCGGAUGAGCAGGACUGCUUCGAUUGUAUUUUGUCUCCGUGGAGUUCGUGGAGUCAGUGCAGUGCGUCGUGUGGACUCGGCUCACUGUUUCGUCAGAGGACCAUCCUGAGGGACGCCCGGCCGGGCGGUUCCUGCGGGGGGGCUCAGUUCGACAGUCGGGCCUGUUUUCUUCAGGCCUGUCCAGUGGACGGUCAGUGGUCCGAGUGGUCCGAGUGGUCAGGUUGUGACGUCCCGUGUGGUGGAGGUCUGAGCGUGCGGAACAGAACCUGCUCGAACCCUCCACCCAAAAACGGUGGGAAAGUGUGUGAGGGAAUGAGCAGACAAACACACGGCUGUAACGCCUGCGGUCCCGAUACUGACACACACACAGGUUGCACUGGAGGAAUGAUUUUAGUGAAGGAGUCAGACUGUUUUGCUGGAAGAAUGGACCCGUGUCCUGUGACCUGCUCUGAUCUUCAGGAUGAGACCAACUGCACCUUAAACUGCACCACAGGAUGUCGUUGUCCUCCUGGACUCCUCCUUCAAGAUGAACGAUGUGUGAACAUCAGUGAGUGUGAGUGCUCAUGGCGAGGUUCAGUCCUCCGGCCCGGAGAGGAAGUUCAUAACAACAGCUGUAGCACAUGCGUGUGUAAAGAGGGGCGUGUCACAUGCGAUAAAUCCAGCUGUGUUGCUCGCUGUGAUUGGUCGGCCUGGUCAUCAUGGACGUCUUGUGACAGUGUCUGUGGGACGGGAAUACAGCACCGUUACAGGUCUCCUCUGAGCCCAACGCGAGUGUCACGGGUCGAGCCGUGUGAGGGUGACUCUACAGAAGCCCGCCGGUGCUAUGUGCCCUGCUCAGAUGAGGGGGUCGUGUGGGGCGAGUGGACGAUGUGGUCCGAGUGCAGUAAGACGUGUUUUCAUCACGUGGAUGACGUGGGUCUGAGACGGCGCUUCAGGAGCUGUAAUCACACAGACAAUAGCGCCCCCUGUGGUGAAGACUCUGAAGAACAAGAACCAUGCAACACGUUUCACUGUCCAGUGAACGGUGGCUGGUCGUCCUGGUCCAGUUGGUCUGAUUGUUCAUCAGCGUGUGAUUCUGGAGUUCAGACGAGAGAUCGCUUCUGCAGCGCUCCUCCUCCUCUGUACGCAGGUCUUGGGUGUCCCGGGCCGCUCAUCCAGACGCGGGACUGUAACGUUAAGCCCUGCACUGGUGUGUGUCCAGACGGGAUGAGUUUCCUGUUAAAGGAGCAGUGUCAGGCUCAGGGAGGGGCGUGUCCUCGGGUGUGUCUGGAUGCCAUGCUGGACGUUGAGUGCACUACUGAGUGUUAUGAUGGAUGUUACUGUUCUCCCGGUCACUUUCUGUACAACAACACCUGUGUUCCUCUGGAGCACUGUCCGUGUUAUCACAAGGGGGCGCUGUACAUGCCGGGAGACACGGUUUCAUUCCACCACCACUGCAACAACUGCACGUGUGUUAAUGGAGAGAUGGCGUGUGGAUCGACGCCGUGUCCUGUGGAUUGUGGGUGGAGUGAAUGGACCUCCUGGAGCGCCUGCAGCCGUACUUGUGACGUUGGCAUCAGACGGCGCUUUCGGUCGGGCACCAGUCCAGCGCCGGCGUUCGGUGGACGGGCCUGUGAGGGAGAACGCAUCGGACUGGACACAUGCAGCAUUACACCCUGUUUUGGAGUGAAGGGUCCGUGGAGCCAGUGGUCCGAGUGUUCAGUUUCAUGUGGAGGAGGCUACAGGAACAGAACCAGAGGUCCAAUCAGAACCCACGGAACUUCUCAACAGUUCAGUGCCUGUAACCUACAGCCCUGCGCAGGAGGUGGAAGUGUGUGUGCAGCGGGACAGGAGUGGAGCGAGUGUGUGAGGGAUGUGUUGUUGUGUUCAGAUUUGGGCACUGAUGUCCAGAGAGACGCUACCUGCCACCCUGGAUGCCAGUGUCCUGACGGCUCAGCUUUACAGGAAGGAGCGUGUGUGUCUCUUCUUCUGUGUCGCUGUCAUGUUGACGGUCAGCAGUAUGAACCCGGAGCAACAGUCUCCAAAGACUGUAAUAACUGCACAUGUGGGUCAGGAGAACUGAUCAACUGUAUACGUGUGGAGUGUAACGUGGACGGCAGCUGGUCAUCUUGGACUCCAUGGGGUUUGUGUUCAGUGUCAUGCGGCGCUGGUCUUCAGUCUCGCUAUCGGUUCUGUACUGACCCGGUGCGGGUGGGAUACGGGCUGCCGUGUGUCGGGCCGGACAGAGAGGACAGAGUUUGUGCUUCAGCGCCCUGCAGCCGGGACGGAGGCUGGAGUGAGUGGACGUCUUGGACAGACUGCAGUAAAUCAUGUGGAGGAGGUGUGAGGAGUCGCAGGAGAGACUGUAAUAAACCCAUCACAGGACCUGAUGGAGACUAUUGUGAAGGACUGGGAACUGAACUCAUCACCUGUAACACAAACCACUGUCCAGUGGCUCCGUGUUCACAUGUUCCAGGCAGUGUGCUCAGUGCGUGUGGGCCGUCGUGUCCACGCUCAUGUGAUGAUCUAUCUUACUGUGAGUGGCGCUGUGAGCCAGGCUGUUACUGUACCGAUGGUAAAGUUCUGAACUCAAACGGUUCCGAGUGUGUAGAGAGAGAGUCUUGUCCCUGUCUGGACGUGCUGACAGGACUACGAGUCAAACCCGGAGAGAUGAUCUCCGCUCCAGACGGCUGUAAUAACUGCACGUGUGAUGGAGGAAAACUCAGCUGCAGUGAGAACUCAUGUCCAGUGGAUGGAGGCUGGUGCGAGUGGUCCGACUGGACGCCGUGUUCAAAGACGUGUGGGGCGGAGUGGGUGACACGAUACCGCAGCUGUGCCUGUCCUGAACCCAGAUCAGGAGGAGCGUCGUGUCCAGACCAGCAGGAGGAACACGCCGGACUGGGUGUUCAGAUCCAGAGACAGCCCUGUCCGUCCAUCACCUUCUGUUCUGUUGACGGCUCGUGGGGUCCCUGGGGUUCGUGGUCAGACUGUGAUGUGUGUGAAGGUGUAUCAGUCAGACAGCGGGUGUGUAACAGUCCUCCGGCCAGGUUUGGUGGUCUCCCGUGUCAUGGAGAAAUUCGACAGACCCGCGGCUGCCACGACAACAUCACCGUCUGUACAGACUGUGGUGGUGGUCAGGAGUUUUGGCCGUGCGGGAAGCCAUGUCCUCGCUCUUGCUCUGAUCUCCAUGGAGACACGGAGUGCGUGGAUGUUCUGGGAUGCAGCCCGUCCUGCGGUUGUCCCGGAGACAUGAUGCUGCAGGACGGCGUGUGUGUGGAGCGAGAUCUGUGUCGCUGUAAAUAUCACAACAGCAGCACGUUUGGGUUAGAUGCUGCUAAUGUUUCCUGGUCGUGGUCCGGCACAUCAGACUGGCAACAUGCCAAUCCUGGAGAGGCGGUGAUCACCGACUGUAAUAACUGCACUUGUGAUGCCGGCGUCCUCCAGUGUGAAUCACUUCCUGGUUGUUUUGUGGAUGGUGGAUGGAGCCAAUGGGCACCCUGGUCUGAAUGCUCCACCCCAUGUGGGGGCGGGGUUAGAAUACGGUCACGUCAGUGUGAUAACCCCGCCCCUCAGGGAGGAGGCAGACAGUGCUCAGGGUCAGGUGAACAGCUGAAAGUGUGUAACGCUCAUAACUGCACAGACUCUGGGCCGUGGUUCGACUGGUCGGCGUGGUCUGUGUGCUCUGUCAGUUGUGGUGGAGGGUCUCAGAGGCGUAGUCGUGUUUGCCGAACUCCUCCCUGCUCUGGGAUGAAGCGUCAGAGCAAGACGUGCAACACACAAGUGUGUCUGGACGUGGGUUGUCCUCCCGGUCGUCUAUAUAGAGAGUGUGACCCAGGUGAAGGCUGUCCGUUCAGCUGUUCUCAGGUCAGUGGUCAUGAGGGCUGUUACUCAGAGGGCUGUGAUGAGGGCUGUCACUGUCCACCCAACACGUACCAGCACAACGGGACCUGCGUUCACGAAUGCCCGUGUCUGGUGGACAGUGAGUUCCUGGCCUCUCUGCAGGGCGUGUCGCUGACCCCAGAGUUGACCCCUGACCUCCAGAACAUCACAGAGGGAACAGAACUGAUGUCUGGAGAAGAGCUGAUGCAUGAAUGCAGCUCCUGCAUUUGUGAGCACGGGCUGUGGAACUGUUCUCUGGUGCCGUGUCCUCGUGAUGGAGGUCUGUCUCCCUGGGGUCCAUGGGGUCCAUGUUCACUGAGCUGUGGGGGUUUAGGACAGAAGAGUCGCAGCAGAAGCUGUGAUCAGCCAACACCUGCUCACGGCGGUCAAGACUGUGACGGGCCUCUGCUGGACACCGCUUACUGUCAGACACCUGACUGUCCAGUGGUGCCUGUUCCUACGGAGGAACCUUCGCAACCAGAUGAGGACGUGGGGUUCUCUCAGUGGUCAGCGUGGUCUCGGUGCUCCAGAACCUGCAGUGAUUCGUCUUCUCCCGCUCUGAAGUUUCGUACGAGAGAGUGUGUGCGUGAGCUGUGUUCUGGAGAGACCCGACAGGAUCGAGUGUGUAACCUGCCGCAGUGUCCCGACGGUGGCGUGUGCGAGGGUCUGGAUUGUGUCGACAGGAACUGUUCCUGGACCGUGUGGGCCGAGUGGACUCCUUGUUCUCGCUCAUGUGGGGUGGGUCAACACCAGCGUGUCCGGACCUUUCUCGCCCCGGGCGUCAACGGGACCUGGUGUCAGGACAUCAUUGGAGGAAACGUGGAAAACCGCUUCUGUAACAUUCGAGCCUGUCGCGUGGAUGGAGGUUGGUCUCGCUGGAGCUCUUGGUCUCGCUGCGGUAAAUCUUGUGGAGGUGGACGAUCCAUUCGUACUCGCUCCUGCUCGAGUCCUCCCCCUAAAAAUGGAGGCCGCAAGUGUACAGGAGAGAAGAACCAGGUCAAACCCUGCAACACCAGACCCUGCGAUGAUCAUGGCUGUCCACCCGGCCAGGAUUUUGUGUCCUGUGCCAAUGAGUGUCCACAGCGCUGUUCAGAUCUCCAGCAGGGGAUUCAGUGUCAGCGGAGCUCUGAAUGUCAGCAGGGCUGUAGAUGUCCACACGGUCAGUUACUGCAGGACGGAGUGUGUGUUCAGUUAUGGCAGUGCGACUGUCUGGACGCGUCGGGUCAGAGUUGGGUGGCGGGCAGCACGCAUCAGGUGGGAUGUAAUAAUUGCAGCUGCGCAGACGGCACGCUCACCUGCAGCAACCACACCUGCGCAGGCACAUGCACGUGGAGCAGCUGGUCUAACUGGGCGUCCUGCAGCAGCACGUGUGGACCUGGACGACGGACGCGGUUCAGGUCUUUGGUUUCCGAGAGCGCUGAUGUUGACUGCCAGUUUGAGGAAGUACAACACAAAUCAUGUGACCCCGGGCUGUGUCCUCCGCUCUGUGUACGCAACGGGCUGGAGGGGUCUGUGGGUGACACGUGGAUAGACGGGGAAUGUAAACAAUGUACCUGCAUUCCUGAGGGAGAAUACUGUCAGGAUAUAGAUUGUCGAGUGGAUGGUGGAUGGACGCCGUGGUCUGUGUGGUCUGACUGUCCCGUCACAUGUGGGAAGGGUAAACAGAUAAGAACCCGAGCCUGUAUCAACCCUCCACCACGCAACAAUGGCACAUACUGUACAGGACCUGAGAGAGACACCCAGAACUGUCACGCUGGCCCAUGUCUGGAUGACGUGUGUCCGUGGUCAGCGUGGUCACUCUGUUCUCGAAGCUGUGGUGCUGGUGUAAUCUCCAGACGUCGACAGUGUGUGUGUGAGGAUGACGGAGAUUACGCUUGUCCUCCAGGGGUCGACACAGACAGAGAAGAGACACAGUUGUGUUAUAAGAGACCCUGUCCAGACUGUGUGAUGUCCGAGUGGAGCGAGUGGUCCGUGUGUUCGUGUGUAUCUCAGUUUCAGCAGAGGUAUCGUGCACCGCUCAUCUCGGCCUCCGGUGGGCAGCACUGCACUGAUCUUGAGAGACAGAGUCGACCCUGCACACCUGAAAACUGCCAAGACUGUGAAGAGCCCUUCGUGUUCUCUGAAUGUGGAUCGGUGUGUGAGAAACACUGUGAUCUGUUGGGUGAAACUGAUUCCUGUGUGAACUGCACGCCCGGCUGCUUCUGUCCCGAGGGUGUCCUGCAGCAGAACGGCUCAUGUGUCCGGCCGGAUCAGUGCGGAUGUGUUCAUCUCCAACAUCAGGGUUCAGAUAGACCCGUGCCUGUCACCGUCCCACAGGGGGCGCUGCUCACCGAGGGCUGCAGGACAUGUAUUUGUCAUGAUGGCUCUCUACAGUGUGAUUCACGGGAAUGUGAAGUGAUGGUCAGUGAGUGGUCAGAAUGGACCUCCUGCUCUCCGUGUAUCCCACAAUCCUCGUCUCUCUCUGGUGGGAUGGGUUUGGGUCUUGUUUCCGUGCAGCGACGGUUUCGGGCCUGUCUGGAUGUGGAGUCAGGACUGCCGGUCAGCGGGCGAGAGCGCGACUGUGAGGAGGAGCUGGAGGAGGAGAGGCUCUGCACACAGCCCGACGUCUGCGCAGAUGUGUGUCACUGGAGCCCGUGGAGCGUUUGGAGCGUCUGUAAAGACCCCUGCAGCGGUGGCUUCCGUCAGCGUGAGCGACGACCCCUGACCGCUGACCCUGCACCUCACUGCAGAAACCUGCAGACGCAGUCUCAGAGCUGCAACACGGGCAUCUGUCCCGGUGAGCACUGUGAGGACAGGGGGCGUGUCUACGACGACUCCUGUGCCAAUCGAUGUCCCCGCAGCUGCGCAGACCUGUGGGAUCACGUUCAGUGUCUGCAGGGCCGCUGUCACGCAGGGUGUCGCUGUGCCGAUGGGCGGCUCUCACAGGACGGCUCGUGUGUGCGAGUGGAUAAAUGUCGCUGUGGUGUUUUGGCGGAGAACGGAACACUUGAGAUCCAACCUGGUCAGAACGUAACCAUUGACUGCAACAGCUGCUUGUGUGUUAAUGGAUCGCUGGAGUGUUCGGAUCGGGUGUGUCCUGUGUACAGUCCGUGGGGAGCGUGGAGUGAGUGUUCAGUGUCGUGUGGAUCAGGCAUGCGGAUGCGCAGUCGAACCUGCAAACCUGUCGCAGGAGGAGAGGCUUGUGAAGAAACGCUCCAGAAUCAAACCUGCUCUCUGCCGCCCUGUCCAGCUGGUUGUGUUAUGAGCGGUUGGUCGUCCUGGACAGACUGCAGCGCCUCCUGUGGUGGAGGAGUGUCACUGCGCAGAAAGACCAUCUUACAGGAGCCAGAGCGGGGGGGCUCGGCCUGUCCCGGACCCCUGGAGCAACACAUAGCAUGCAAUACUAACAGCUGCCUGCCUGAUUGUCCUGCGGGUCAGGAGUUCAGUCUCUGUGCUGGUUUGUGUCCGUACGGCUGUGAGGAUCUGUGGCCUGAGAAUCAGUGUGUGUCCGUCACCUGCGGUCCUGGAUGUGUCUGUCCUACAGGAUCAGUUAUGCUCAACGGGACGUGCAUUCCACCAUCUGAAUGUCCGUGUUCUCCUCUGUCUCUCCUGCUGGCCUUUCCCAACAUGACUCUGGACGUCCAGGAACAUCAAGUUCCCCCCGGAAGCAUCAUACCACAUUUGUGCAAUUCCUGCGUGUGUGAUAGCGGCAUCUUCACCUGCUCUAAUGUGUCAUGUGACGUGGACUGUGAAUGGAGCAGUUGGUCUGCGUGGAGCUCGUGUUCAGCGUCAUGUGGAUCUGGACAUCAGUUUUCCAGUCGGACGGUUCAGAGAGAGCAGCAGUACGGAGGACGGGAAUGUGAGGGACCCUCAAACAGAACUCAAAUCUGCCGGGGUCCUGAAUGCGAGUGUCCGGAGGGUGAACGCUGGCUCUGGGCGGUCACUGGAUCAGAGCGUGUGUGUGAGAGAGGCUGUUUGGACAUGUAUCGUCCUGAAGCGCUCAACUGCAGGAGUCAAGGGGCGUCAGAGGGGUGCGUGUGUGAGGAAGGACUCUAUCGCAGUCCGGACGGCCAGUGUGUGAUUCCGGCUCUGUGUCAGUGUGAAGAUCAUGAUGGAACACUUCGAGAGCUGGGGUCAGAGUGGACGGACGGUUGCCUGUCCUGCCAUUGUGUUAAUGGUCAGAGAAGCUGUCAAUCAAACUGUCCUUCACUUCAUUGCUCUGAGGGUGAAGUGAAGGUUCUGGAGCCGGGGGUCUGUUGUCCCGUGUGCAGGAGGGAGUACCCAGAGGAUCCUGUUGCGGAGUGCCGUCGUUACACCGAGGUCAGGAACAUCACCAAGGGCGACUGUCGCCUCGACAACGUGGAGGUCAGCUUCUGCAGAGGGCGCUGUUUGUCCAGAAUCGAUGUCAUUCUAGAGGAGCCCUACCUCCAGGCAUUUUGUGACUGUUGCAGUUACAGGCUGGACCCGCAGAACCCGGUGCAUUUCCUCAGUCUGCAGUGUGCCAGCGGAGAUGUAGAGCCUGUCGUUCUUCCCGUCAUUCACAGCUGCGAGUGUACCAGCUGUCAGGGUGGAGACCUGUCGAGACGCUGAUCGGCCACUGAUGAAUGGACAGAGCGUUUGAAGAGAGAAUGCUGCGUCCUUUUAUUCAUCCAGUGUUACUUACGUAGAUUGUCAUUAUAUGACUGAAUCUUUUCUAUUUAAUAUUUCCUAAAGCUCUACGAGAUUUACCUUCUGUACAGCCUUUAAAUUAUGAUUAUCACUUAUUUCUGACUUUAAAAAUACAGCAGGGUUUACAAAAUAAUAAUGAAUUACUUUAUUACACUAGCUCUUCCUGAUUUGAAGAAUUGUUGCCAAAGAUAUUGAUCUUUCUGUUGUCAUAACAAGUGAUUUCUUUAAAACAGGUUUGUAGAAAAAUGUAUAUUAAAAGAGAUAUGAAGAGAGAUAUCUGUUUCCUCAUAAGUAAUG
Molecule: messenger RNA, 18179 nt
Organism: Triplophysa dalaica
Lineage: Eukaryota; Metazoa; Chordata; Actinopteri; Cypriniformes; Nemacheilidae
Gene: sspo
Product: SCO-spondin
Exons: 93
Coding region: 3750-17804 (4684 amino acids)
Molecular function (GO): protein binding
Source: RefSeq, a predicted model, not a curated record